AUGCGGCAGGUCAUAAUUCCUCCUUUUCUCUACUUCCACUUUCUGCAAACGGUCGAUGCACGUGACGCCCACCUCCACGAUAACAAUCUCCCCGGUGACCUUAUCGUGGACCACAAUAUCGGGUCUGUUGUGCUGAACAACAAUCGAGGUGCGUAUGGGGGUAUCCACCUUAAUGCAGACCUUCAAGUUCUCACACACCGAUUGAACUCGAUGGGUUCGCAACUUUCUGGACCACCUCAAGCCAUACUUAUUGCAGAGCAGAAGAUGGAGGGGCCUCACCACCUCGUUAUGCCUCCAUGUGUAAUCAUGGACCACAUCAAUAGAAUUGCCAGCUACCAGGGUGCCGAGGAUAGAAAAAAUAUUUUCGAACUGAGGGACCUUAUAUCUCCUUUGACUGCCGACUCGGGCCGUGCUCUCCUGGAUUCGAUCAAUCGGCUUUGCUCUCGAAUUGUCACGGGCGCCAUCCCUGCUGUUGCGAGGGAUCUCCUAUUUUCGGCCAAUCUAACAGCUCUCCGUAAGAGUGAUGGCGGUUUACGGCCAAUUGCAGUUGGUAAUGUCUUCAGACGCCUUGCUGCCAAAAUAAUGUCACGUCGUGUUAUUCCGCAAUUGUGUCGGGAAUUCUUGCCAUUCCAGUUCGGCGUUGGUGUUAAAGGGGCCUGUGAAGCACUAGCUCACGCCUCUCGCCAGGUGACUAUUUCGAAACCGAAGAAUGUACCCUUCUUGCUUAAGCUCGAUGUCAAGAAUGCUUUUAAUAGUGUCAGAAGAGACCACAUGCUUGAGGCUGUUGGUGAACGUUGCCCUGAUCUUCUCCCAAUUGUAUCCUUGGCCUAUUCCUUGCCGAGCAGCUUACUUUUUUCCGGAAAAGUUAUCAACUCUGAGUGUGGAAUCCAACAGGGCGACCCCCUCGGUCCUCUACUAUUCGCUGUCUGUGUUGAUCACGUUGCACGUGGCAUUUCUUCGCCUAUCAAUUUUUGGUAUUUGGAUGACGUCACUCUUGGUGGGCCUUUAGAAGUCAUUAUGGACGACGCCUCGAAGAUAAUAUCUGAAUUUUUGAAGAUUGGCCUUUCUCUAAAUGGUGCAAAAUGUGAACUAAUCGGACUUACGGAGCCGCUAACCCAACAGAGUGAGGUUUUUAUGGCCCUUUCGGAGAAAAUUGACGGCCUUCGUAUAACCGCUCUCGCGGAUCUUGUGAUUCUGGGUUCACCGAUUUCUGAUAAGGGAAUUGCGAAGGCUAUCGUUUCACAACGAGAUAAGAUUGCUCCUCUCUGCGACCGAUUACGACUGUUUGGCUCCCAUCUGGGGCUGUUUUUGCUGAAAAACUUUCUUUUUAUCCCCCGUUUAACCUUUUUGCUCCGAACGUCUCCUUGUUUUCGCUCACGUCAAGAACUUUUGGAUUUGGAUGACGCGGUUACAUCAUCAUUACAGUUACUACUGAACACUUUGUUCACUGACGUGGGACGUACACGUGCCGCACUUCCACUCCGCUUUGGUGGCCUUGGGGUUCGUUCUUGUGCAGAUCUUGCUUUGCCUUGUUAUCUCUCGUCGAUGUCUGCUUCCGGCAAUUUCGUUCGCUCUGUUCUUAUCAACUCACUCGAACUUGAUGAGCUUACGGAAUACCCUGUUGCUGUUCUCGCCUGGAGAUCGCUCGGACUUGGCCUUCCGGAGAUUCCUUCAAUACAGAAGAGUUGGGAUGUCAUCUGGUGCACACACCUGUUGGAGAGUCUUCGCACGCGAGUCGACCAGUUGGAACUGGCUUCUUUGAACUGUGUCUGUCAGCCUCACUCAGGAGACUGGCUAAACGCACUUCCGUUGGCGUCCAAUGGUCUGCUUAUGGAAGACGAAACUAUACGUAUCGGAGUGUGUCUUCGACUUGGACUUGAAAUCUGCCAACCUCACCGUUGUCGCUGUGGUUUUUUGAUUCCUUCGAACGGUUUACACGCAUUGUCCUGUAGGAGGAGUGCUGGCCGAUUUCCCCGCCACGUCCUCCUCAAUGAAGUGGUGAAAAGGGCUUUGGAUUCUGCGGGAUUCCCAUCGACCCUUGAACCUAUUGGGCUCUGCCGCAGUGACGGAAAGCGUCCUGACGGAAUGACUAUAUUCCCCUUUAGAGGAGGAAGGUCUCUUGUUUGGGAUGUAACUUGCGUCGACUCCUUUUCAGAUACUGUGCUCACAGGAACAGCCAGUACACCAGGCUACGCAUGUGCGCUGGCAGAAGAAAGGAAGUUGACGAAGUACGCUGUGCUUCCGAACGUCGUUGAGUUUGUCCCCCUAGCCUUUGAGACCUCCGGUGUGGUUGGAAAGAAGGUAGAAAAUCUGUUACGGGUUGUGGGAGGAAGAAUCUCACAGAAUACAAAUGACCGGAGGGAGACGAGCUGGCUUUUCCAGCGCAUCUCGGUUGCAAUUCUUCGCGGGAACUGCCUCUCUAUCCGCAGUGCUUCGUCGUCGGACUAA
This is a messenger RNA of Octopus sinensis (East Asian common octopus), 2448 nucleotides long. RefSeq lists its product as uncharacterized. Bases 1 to 2448 code for a protein of 815 amino acids. NCBI's taxonomy places the organism in Eukaryota, Metazoa, Mollusca, Cephalopoda, Octopoda, Octopodidae. The transcript has 3 exons. The record is from RefSeq and is a predicted model, not a curated record.